CCUGUUGACGAUUGGCAGCUCCACACCAAGGGCCACCGCUCUUACUACGGGAACGCACACACUCCGUCUCCGCCAGGACGCAUCUGUUUGAUGAAUAAACCCUUUAUCAAACAGUGAAGAUAAAACAAUGCGAAGCAGCUGAACGGUUAAAGAGAAAAGAAACGCGCGUUGAAAUGUGGCGGGCGGUGCGGGAUUAAGGGGCUGGGAGCUCGGGGGGCUGCGUGGGUCUUCCUUCCAGGGAUGCCAUGAAAAUCACAGGAGCGGAGUAGCUGAGAGAGGAAAAAGAGACCGUCGCUCUUCGCUAGAAACGCAGAAAAGGCAGCGGCGCCGGUGGCGGAGAGAGAUGGAUCCAUUUGGAAACCUGCGCUUCUUUAGGUAGCGCUGAGGAAGAUCCAGGGAGAGCUGAGCCGUCUCUGCCUCUGCCUCCACCGGAGCUGUCUGGAAGGAUGGAUUUCAACCUGCUUCGGAACAUCAUCAGCAGAUACUGUACAGGAGAGGAGAUCUGGGUGGACAGCCGGACAGUUUAUAUCGGCCAUAAAGAACCCCCUCCAGGAGCCGAGGCUUACAUCCCUCAGCGUUAUCCUGACAACCGCAUCGUCUCCUCCAAGUACACCUUUUGGAACUUCAUUCCCAAGAACUUGUUUGAGCAGUUCAGAAGAAUCGCUAACUUCUACUUCUUGCUCAUCUUUUUGGUUCAGCUUAUUAUCGACACCCCCACCAGCCCAGUCACCAGUGGCCUGCCCCUCUUCUUUGUUAUCACUGUCACUGCUAUAAAACAGGGCUAUGAAGACUGGCUCAGACACAAAGCUGACUGCUCUAUAAACGAGUGUCCGGUGGAUGUGGUGCAGCAGGGGAAUGUGGCGAGGACGCAAAGUCACAAACUACGGGUUGGCGACAUCGUCAUGGUGAGAGAGGACGAGACUUUUCCCUGUGACCUCAUCUUCCUCUCCUCCAGCCGAGACGAUGGCACCUGCUACGUCACCACCACCAGCCUCGACGGGGAGUCGAGUCAUAAGACCUAUUACGCUGUACCAGAUACCAUGGCCUUUAAAACGGAGCAGGAGGUGGAUUCAUUACAUGCCACUAUUGAAUGUGAACAACCACAGCCUGACCUAUACAAAUUUGUGGGACGCAUAAACAUUUACAAGGACAAAGAGGAGCCUGUGUCUAGAACACUGGGAGCUGAGAAUUUACUACUUAGAGGGGCCACAUUGAAGAACACAAAACAUAUUUAUGCUGUUGCAGUGUACACUGGCAUGGAGACCAAGAUGGCUCUUAAUUACCAGUCUAAAUCUCAGAAGCGCUCUGCUGUUGAGAAGUCGAUGAACGCCUUCCUGAUUGUGUACUUGUGCAUCUUGAUCAGUAAAGCUUUGAUCAACACUGUCCUGAAGUAUGCCUGGCAGUGGUUGCCUGACCGGGAUGAACCCUGGUACAACCACAGGACUGAGAAUGAGCGCCAGCGCCACGUGGUGAUCCGAGCCUUUACAGACUUCCUGGCUUUCAUGGUCUUGUUCAAUUACAUCAUCCCUGUGUCCAUGUAUGUCACUGUGGAGAUGCAGAAGUUUCUUGGCUCAUAUUUCAUCACCUGGGAUGAGGAGAUGUUUGAUGAAGAGCUGGGCCAGGGAGCCCAGGUGAACACCUCGGACCUGAACGAAGAGCUGGGACAGGUGGAGUAUGUGUUUACCGAUAAGACUGGCACCCUGACUGAGAACAACAUGGAGUUUAUUGAAUGCUGCGUGGAUGGCAAUGUCUACAUCCCACAUGCGAUCUGUAAUGGCCAAAUCCUCAGUGCUGCCUCUAGCAUCGACAUGAUCGACUCCUCGCCUGGAGGAUACAGGAGAGAGUACGAGGAUCUAUUUUUCCGGGCACUGUGUCUGUGUCACACGGUGCAGGUGAAGGAGGAGGAGACGGUGGAUGGCAUCAAAAGGGGCAUUCAUCAGGGAAAGCCUACUUCCUUCUACAUUUCCUCGUCCCCAGAUGAAGUGGCUCUGGUGGAAGGAAUGAAAAGGCUGGGGUACACCUACCUGAGACUGAAGGACAACUACAUGGAGAUCCUCAACAAAGACGACGAGAUCGAAAGGUUUGAGCUGCUCCAUGUGCUGAACUUCGACUCCGUCAGGAGGAGAAUGAGCGUCAUAGUAAAGUCUAUUUCAGGAGAAUACCUGCUGUUCUGUAAAGGUGCAGACUCAUCUAUUUUCCCUCGAGUAGUAUCCGGAAAGGUGGAGCAAGUUAAAGCCCACGUGGAGCAGAACGCUGUUGAGGGACUGCGGACUCUCUGCGUCGCCUACCGGAGGCUGUCAGAGUCUGAGUACCUGGAGGCGUGUCAUUACCUGACCGAAGCCAAGCUGGCCCUGCAGGACAGGGAGCAUAGGCUGGCCCAGGCCUAUGACGUCAUCGAGAGGGAUUUAGUCCUCCUGGGUGCUACAGCGGUGGAGGACAGGCUGCAGGAGAAAGCUGCGGACACCAUCGAGUCGCUGCACAAGGCCGGCAUCAAAGUCUGGGUCCUAACGGGAGACAAGAUGGAGACAGCCGCCGCCACGUGCUACGCCAGCAAGCUUUUCCGUCGCAGCACUCAGAUUCUGGAGCUGACCAAGAAACGCACCAAAGAGCAGAGCCUGCAUGACGUUCUGUUUGAGCUGAACAGGACCGUUAUUAGGCAGCGCUCCAUGUCUGGAUUGUCUGUAGACUGCCUCGACUUCGGCCUGAUUAUCGACGGGGCAACUCUCUCUGCGGUAUUAAAACCCAGCCAAGAGGUUUCCGGCCAUGGGAACUACAGAGAGAUCUUUCUCGAAAUAUGUCGCAACUGUAGUGCUGUUCUCUGCUGUCGUAUGGCGCCGCUGCAGAAAGCUCAGAUUGUGAAGCUAAUAAAAUCUUCUAAGGAACAUCCCAUCACCCUGGCUAUUGGCGAUGGAGCCAACGACGUCAGCAUGAUCUUAGAAGCACAUGUUGGCAUCGGCAUCAUGGGGAAAGAAGGCCGACAGGCAGCUAGAAACAGUGACUAUGCCAUCCCCAAAUUUAAACACCUAAAGAAGAUGCUGCUGGUCCACGGCCACUACUACUACAUCCGAAUCGCCGAGCUUGUUCAGUACUUCUUCUACAAGAAUGUAUGCUUCAUCUUCCCUCAGUUCCUCUAUCAGUUCUUCUGUGGGUUUUCCCAGCAGCCUCUUUACGAUACGGCGUAUUUGACGCUGUACAACAUCAGCUUUACCUCCCUCCCCAUCCUCUUGUACAGCCUGGUUGAGCAACAUGUGACCAUCGAUGCUCUGAAGAGGGACCCCUCUCUGUACAGGGAUAUUGCGAAGAACUCUCUCCUCCGCUGGCCGGUUUUCCUGUACUGGACUUGCCUGGGCGUGUUCGACGCAGUCAUCUUCUUCUUUGGCGCCUACUUCCUGUUCGACAACACCACCUUCACCAGCAAUGGCCAGCUUAUGACCACCAACACACAGAUGAUGUUUGGAAACUGGACGUUUGGGACUCUCAUCUUUACUGUUCUGGUUUUUACCGUAACACUCAAGCUUGCCCUGGACACACGUCACUGGACUUGGAUCAACCACUUUGUCAUCUGGGGCUCCCUGCUUUUCUACGUCAUUUUUUCUCUUCUCUGGGGCGGCAUCAUUUGGCCCUUCCUGAACUACCAGAGGAUGUACUACGUGUUUAUGCAGAUGUUGUCCAGUGGUCCAGCAUGGCUCAGCAUCAUCCUUCUUAUUACUGUCAGCCUGCUGCCAGAUGUCAUCAAGAAGGUCCUCUGCAGGGCCAUUUGCCCAACAGCUACUGAGCGUGCACAGGUCCAAGAGAAGCAGCUACCUGGUAGCAUGGCUGAGUUGACUCCUCUGUCCUUCUGUCAACCCUACAAAGGCAGGAGCACAGACUCCACCCUCCUCCACCUCGGUGCUGCAGAAACACUGUCCCUCCGCAGCUCUAGCCCUCUUGCCCAAAAACUCCUGACUCACCUGGCAGAGGGAGGAGGGUCUGACCUGUCCUCUCUCAGUCCCUACAUGCUUCGUCUCUCAGGGGCGGGGUUUGCCUACUACGCUCCUGGACCGGAGACUCCUGUGUGAGGGGAAAUGGAUGUCUAUAUAUAAGAAAAUGUCAUUAAGUUUCCAAUUGCAAGGAUCGAAAUUUAUAGAAAACAUUCAUUUAAUGGAUUGUCCAUGUUCAGUUCAUCAUAUCCAUUUUGGAUCAACCUUAACAGACAACCUUUUCCAUGGUGGCGCCCUAAACCUUCAUAGUUUCCUGUCUUGACCUCAGUCACAUCAAAGUUCCCUUUCAAGCUCCUAAUCACAGCAGUUUGAGAACUAAAGGGGAACUCUGAGGAACUGUUGUUUUCUUUUCUGUGACUCAUACUUGUUUUGUUUUUUUUUCCCUGCCAUUGCUUCUUCCACCAACUUUCAUGUCCUAUUUUGUAAAUGUUUGUCAAAAAAAAAGAAGUUGUUGUUUUUGAACACUCUGUAGUCUGGCCAAGUAAGGGGGUAGCCGUCUUGCUCAGCCCUUUAGGUAUGCGUGCGCGUGCAUGUGCUCUAUAAGAACGCAUGAUUGCCUGUUCUUUUUUUUUUGUACGUUUGUAUGUGACACACACCUUUACACCUUUGCCUUACAGGUACGCAGGAGAAGAGGGAGCUAAAGGAGGAAAAUGUGAAAAGGAAUUGGUGUUUCCACAAAGCCUUAGAAACACAUUAUUUAUUACAGUGCUUUGCUAAACUAUUCAUACCCUCGGGACUUUUAAAGAUCUUUAACAUCAGUGGUGUUUACUGGGUUUUUUUAUGUGAUAGACCAACACAAAGAAGUAAAUAACUGUAAAGUGUGAGAAAAAUAUUACAUAAUACAGAGAAAAUUAGGUUCUUGUUGUUUGUCUUUUAUAAAAAAUCAGGAUCGCAUAGUUAUUUUGCUUUAUGCAGAUGGCCUCAAAUAAAACCCAGCUAUGAGGUCAACAUUUAGGUUAUUGAACCCCACUUCCAGCUGCGCAAAGAGGUUGUUGUAGAACUUUAACUGACCUCAUGGUAAAACAUGGUGGUGGCUGCUUCAUGUUUUGGGGAGGGAAGUCGUGCAGAUUUGAUCAGAUGGAACAAAAUAAAGAUCCUGGGAAAGAAAAGCCACUUCUGUGUGAGGCUAUAGAAUAGAUGGGUUUGAGGUUUGCUGCUAAUACAAACUACCUAAACAUACAGCCUUUAGAAAAGUGGAAUUAUUUAGGACAAAACAUAUUAAUAUGGCAGUACCCGGUUUUGAGGGGAAGAAUUGGAAAAACUGAGCUUCAGGAACACUUUCCAUGUAAUCUUACUGAUUUUGAAGCAAUUAUACAACUUUUUUGCAUAUACUAAAGUCAUAUCCAUUCUUCUAUAUUUAAUUGUAAAAAAAUAUAUAUUUAUAUUAAGCCAUGUAUAAUUUUGUAUCAACUUUAGUUGUUGUGUUGGUUCGUCUCAUAAAAUGCUAGUAAAAAUCAGAUGAAUUUUGUCAAAUCGUGACAAAACAAAAGUUUUCAAGGGUUUAUGAUUGUUUUUGAGGGAACUGUAAACGGAGAGACUUAAGUAAAGUGCAGUAUCUUAGCCACCCUGCCUUAAUUCAUGAACAAAGGUUUCAGUUGGUCAGUUUAAACACAUUGAAAGUACAAGGAUAUUCACAGGGAUACAUGUGUGUUAUUGUCUGUAAUCCUCUUGUCCACUUUCUUCCCUCCCAGUUGUCUCAUCCUUUCUUUCAUUUACCUGUCAGUGUAGCAUGCUGAAUUGUCUCUGCAUGCUGUUGUUCUGUAUAUCAGCUUGCUGCAAACAUAACUCAUGGUAAAACCUUUUGAGUCACCUUUUUCCCUUUUCCUCCUAUCACUGAGCAUGCCCUCUGCUGCCAUCAUGUGGCAGCGAGAGGUAAUAGUCUGGAGCUGAUUUACGGAUGUUGGUUCAGGCAUCCCUCAUGUUCAAUUUUGCUUGUGUAUUUGCUGCCAUGAUCUGUGUCAUGCAAAUGUUAAUGUCAGAAUGUUGAUAAUAGGUAGCUGUGUUACUAGAGGUUGUCUCUGUGUUGCUUUUACUCUUGUUUGUUAUUUUUUGGGUUAAUGCUCUCUAAAACUAUUGAUGUCAGUGCUGUAUGUACGGAUAUAAAUGACAAAU
This is a messenger RNA of Cyprinodon variegatus (sheepshead minnow), 6092 nucleotides long. Its product is annotated as probable phospholipid-transporting ATPase IH. Gene Ontology annotation, molecular function: ATPase-coupled intramembrane lipid carrier activity; ATP hydrolysis activity; magnesium ion binding. Gene Ontology annotation, biological process: phospholipid translocation. Gene Ontology annotation, cellular component: recycling endosome; trans-Golgi network; endoplasmic reticulum. Lineage: Eukaryota; Metazoa; Chordata; Actinopteri; Cyprinodontiformes; Cyprinodontidae. The record is from RefSeq and is a predicted model, not a curated record. The transcript has 30 exons. The coding region runs from base 447 to 4058 and encodes 1203 amino acids.